This is a messenger RNA of Leptopilina heterotoma, 575 nucleotides long. RefSeq lists its product as uncharacterized. The coding region runs from base 90 to 485 and encodes 131 amino acids. The transcript is spliced from 3 exons. The record is from RefSeq and is a predicted model, not a curated record. NCBI's taxonomy places the organism in Eukaryota, Metazoa, Arthropoda, Insecta, Hymenoptera, Figitidae.
AAAAUUUCUUUUGAUAAAAAAUUAAUAUCAGAUCCAUAGUCAUUGUAUUUUGGAAAUUCGUUCAUUUCGUAUUCGGACCCACUUGCAACAUGUUGAGAAUCAACUACUUUCUCAUUUUCUCCUUUGUUGCAACUUUUCCAUUUUUGGUAAAUUGUCAAACGGCGGUUGACAAUGAAAAUGGAUUAUUAUUAAAUAAAUACGAUCCCGAUUCAAUUGCACAAAAUGAAAAAUUUUUACAAUUAAUAAUUAAAUACGUUUCACUUACAUCGAGUAGAUUGCAUUAUUUGAGGCAGAAAUUCUUUGAAGAUCAACUUAGGAACUUGAAAGAAACGGAAAGACUCUAUGAAUUAAGUUACUUGGAGCCAAGAAUGAUAGAGGCGUUUAUAACAGAUAAAGAAAAGCAAAAUUUGAUUACAACAACACCGGCGCCAGCAACUGCACCGAAUUCUCCAUAUAGUAUUCCAGCUCCGCUUCUAGAAGCUUGAAUCCAUGUAAUUAUUACUGGCUGUUUUUUGGUAUACAGAAGAAAAUAAUUAAUAUGCCUUACUAAAAAUUCUAAUCAAAAUUCAAAGAGU